AUGGCUACGCCAUCCGCAACCUCCGACGCGAACACCCCCGCCAUUACUCUUCCUGUCAACGAGAAUGACUCCACACGCUCUCUCGAGAGUUCUCUAAUCUCUCGAUCGGACAGCAAGCGGAUAUCGUUCAUGGGAGGGGAGGCACCAAGAAGGAAAUCUGCACAGUCAAGUGGUUCAGAGAGUCAGCCUCUAGAGAGCCUUAUAGGGAAUGGCGGCAGAUCUACACCAACACUAGAGUUCAGACCAGCAAGGAGGAUAUCAUCCCCGCCACCUCCAAGUUCUUUCCAUAGAGGCGUAUCAUUCGACACCUUCGACAACCGAGAUGCCGCCGAUUUUUCCUUCACGUUAAACUACAAGCACAAAGAUUAUCAAGCUACGAGGCGAAGCCGCACGUUUCUCUGUGGAACAGAUCAAAACGAUUACUCGGAAUUCGCGCUCGAAUGGCUCAUUGAUGAGUUGGUUGAUGAUGGCGACGAGAUUAUCUGCUUACGGGUCGUGGAGAAGGACUCGAAAAUCGCCAGUGAUGCGAGCGUGGACGAGGGAAGAUACCGCCAAGAAGCGGAGAAUAUACUGAGACAGGUCAUGGACAAGAGUCAGCAAGAUGAAAAAGCAAUUAGUCUCGUCCUAGAGUUGGCUGUAGGCAAGGUUCAAGAAAUUAUCCAACGCAUGAUUCAAAUAUAUGAACCAGCAGUCCUAAUCGUGGGAACACGAGGUCGCAGCCUCAGUGGAAUGCAGGGUCUUCUCCCAGGCUCCGUUUCAAAAUACUGUCUCCAACAAUCACCCAUCCCUGUCGUCGUCGUCCGCCCAUCCACCAAACGGGAGAAAAAGAAAAAGAAACGUCUGGCGGAUCCAAAUCGGCGUAGUUACGGGAAUAUUCUGCAAAUCAGCGAACAGCGAGGAAGCGGAUUAUUCAACAAAGAAGUGGGCAGCGAUGCCAGCAUCGCCAAACGACCCGCCGACGAAGCAGCAGCAGUAGCCGAGGCCAUUGGUCUUCCUCGAACCUUCCGCCAUGCCCACUCGGGUAGCGACUCGAAGCUUUCUAGCAGCUCUACUGCCGAAGACGAACAACACGGUGCCACCAGCAAAGACGAGGCAUCACGCACCGAGACCCCACAACCCUCGCCCCCAGAAGACGAAGAAAGCGCGAUCCGCGUCCUGAAAAGCCCUGGGAUUUCCAGCCUCGAGACACCACCCGACAGCGAAAGCGAGAGUGACAACGAGGAGCUUGCCAGAGAGUCAUCGCAAGAAUCAUUGUCGCAAGAAAAGACCGCGCCGGGUGUAUUAUUAGAGCUACCAAAGGAUGCUGAAACCGACGGAGAGACAGAUACGGAGACAAUCGUCCCAAACAAGUUGCAGCUAGCGGACGCCUCAUGA
Molecule: messenger RNA, 1374 nt
Organism: Talaromyces proteolyticus
Lineage: Eukaryota; Fungi; Ascomycota; Eurotiomycetes; Eurotiales; Trichocomaceae
Exons: 3
Coding region: 1-1374 (457 amino acids)
Source: RefSeq, a predicted model, not a curated record